AUGGCUUCCAUCUACGAACUCAACCAACCUCCAAAUCCGUUCUGGGAUUUUGUCAACGGCAACCUAGAGGACCAUCCUUUCUUUGUUCCUCGCGGACAUCACGGACAUCGUGGACGUCGUGGAUGGGAUAACCUCCAGCAGAACGACAAUUCCACCCGAGGUGCUCAAACAGGUGAAACUACUGAGCCCAACGGCAACAUGGAGAAAGACGAAAGGUCGGCAUCAGACUCUGACUCCCCAAACAGCCACCACCGUCGCUGCGACCACUGCGGAAAUGGUAAAGGCAAAGGCAAAGGCCGUGGAGGUCCCGGCCACCAAGGUCCAGGCCCAUUCCGUGGCAAGGACGGCAAGGGAAGGCAUGGACAUGGCCCUCACGCUGGGCCCUAUGGCCACCAUAAUACCUCCAAGGGAUUCUCACAAGAUCCGGAAGAAGUUAGCGAAGUCGGUGAACUCUCCGAGUCAAACGCGCUCCCAUCCGCCCCUAAAGAGAACAUCGAACUCUCGGCAUCAGACUCUGACUCUCCCAACAACCACCACCGUCACGACCACAGUGGAAAGUGCAAGAACAAGGGCCAUGGAGUUCCCGGUCACCAUGGGCCAGGUCCCUUCCGGGGCAAGGGUGGCAAAGGAAAACACGGCCAUGGCCCUCAUGCUGGGCCUUAUGACUUCCACAAUUACGGCCACAACCACCACCACGGUGCCAGUACUUUCGGGGGCCCUGGACGCGAGGGAAACGGUAGACAUGGACAUGGGCAUGGACACGGCCCCCAUGCUAGUCCAUAUAGCUUCCCCGGUGCCUUCGAUUUCGGGCCCCGUGGACAGGGUCACCGCCAUAAAGGAGGUCCCGGUGGCCGCGGCAGACACCAUGGCGGACCUCCUUUCAGCGGUCCGUUCGAUUUCCUGCGCCAGCUUGGUGCUGGACUUGGUUUCCCCAUGAACACGCCUACCGCAGAGGAUGUUGACUUCACGCCCUCCGUUGACGUCUUCAAUACCCCUACCAAGUACAUUGUGCAUGUCUCACUGCCUGGAGCUAAGAAGAGCGACCUCAGCAUUGACUACGAUGCUGAUGAGUCUGUUCUGCAUCUGGCGGGUGUGGUUUAUCGCCCCGGUGUCAAUGAGGAUAUGCACCAAGCUCUUGUUAUGGAAGAGCGGGGUCGACACGUUGGUGUCUUUGAGCGCGAGAUUCGUCUUGGGAGUCGAGUUGCCCCGGCUUCUGUAAUUGUUGAUGGCAUCUCGGCAAAGCUGGAGGAUGGUGUCUUGAAUGUUACACUGCCGAAAAUUGUUCAGGAUCCUGGGGUUGGGAAGACAAAGGUUUUUGUGGAGGAUGGUGAUUUGGAGAAUGAGAAAGACGCCAUGGUUGUGGACGAGGCGACUGUCACCCCAGUGGAGUCUGAAGGGAGUGACGUUGAAGAUGUUGAAGCGAGAGAGUAUGUUAAGGUUCAUGUGCAGUGA
This is a messenger RNA of Penicillium concentricum, 1452 nucleotides long. Its product is annotated as Hsp20/alpha crystallin family protein. NCBI's taxonomy places the organism in Eukaryota, Fungi, Ascomycota, Eurotiomycetes, Eurotiales, Aspergillaceae. The record is from RefSeq and is a predicted model, not a curated record. Gene Ontology annotation, biological process: protein complex oligomerization; response to salt stress; response to heat. Bases 1 to 1452 code for a protein of 483 amino acids. The transcript has a single exon.